AUGGCCUGUAUUAGAAGAGCCACAAUUGAUGAUGUGUUCACAAUACAACAGAACAAUUUAUACUGCUUACCAGAGAACUACCAAAUUAAAUACUACUAUUAUCACUCAAUGACUUGGCCACAACUUUUGGAUAUAGUAACAGAUUCGAACGACCAGAACAAAUCUGUAGGGUAUGUUCUUGGGAAAAUUGAAGAUGAUUCUAAUCCUUUACAUGGUCAUAUUACAUCAAUAGCCGUUUUAAGAACACACAGAGGAUUUGGUGUGGCAAAGAAGCUUCUUAAGCAAAGCCAUCAUGGAAUGCAGAGUAUAUAUAAAGUUCCGUAUUGUAGUUUACACGUAAGGGUUUCCAAUUAUACUGCAAAGAACUUGUAUCAAAAAGCAUUAAAUUAUAAGGUAGAUAGUAUAGAAGCCAAGUAUUAUGCUGAUGGUGAAGACGCAUAUUUCAUGAAAUUUUACUUUGAUAAUUCAAAGUAG
Messenger RNA from Cryptosporidium ubiquitum, 474 nucleotides. Its product is annotated as N-acetyltransferase. Bases 1 to 474 code for a protein of 157 amino acids. Lineage: Eukaryota; Apicomplexa; Conoidasida; Eucoccidiorida; Cryptosporidiidae. Gene Ontology annotation, biological process: N-terminal peptidyl-glutamic acid acetylation. Gene Ontology annotation, molecular function: protein-N-terminal-glutamate acetyltransferase activity; protein N-terminal-serine acetyltransferase activity. The record is from RefSeq and is a predicted model, not a curated record. The transcript has a single exon. Gene Ontology annotation, cellular component: NatA complex.